CAAGUGAAAUCAACAUGUUCAAGAUCAACCUUUUAUUUGGGUUUACUCUGUGUUGUACCAUUGUUGGUAUACAAUGUGCUCCAACUGCCGAUACAUCUAGUGCUGUUCAAGGUUUCGCUUUCGAAAUGAUCAUGACGAAACUGCAAUUUCUAGAAGAUCGUUUCACUGAGGUGGAAGAACAGCUGGUAAAAAAGAUAAGUGAUUUAUGCAGUAGAAUGGAAAGCAUCAUGCAACACAAGAACGAUUCAAACAAAGUGCGUGAUAAUGUGUACACAUCUUGCGGCGAGGUUCCCUCUUCCGGAAUAUAUUCCAUAAAACCGGAUAACACCUUCAAUGAACCGAUGAGGGUGCUUUGUGAUCAAGAUUACGAAUCCGGAGGCUGGAUUGUAUUUCAACAUCGCUUUAACGGAUCGACGAAUUUCUAUCGGAAUUGGCAAGAGUACAAGAAUGGAUUUGGAAAUCUGGAUGGGGAAUUCUGGUUGGGUCUGGACCGUAUUCAUCAGUUGACAGUUUCACGUCCACAUGAGUUGGUAGUGCUGCUGGAAGAUUUUGAUGGCUAUAAAAUUUACGCCAAGUACGAUCAGUUUGAGAUCGGAGACGAAAACGAAAAAUAUGUAUUGAAGAAGCUACGUAAUUAUUCUGGAUCGGAUGGCAAUUUUUUUUAUCACGAUCGGGGCAUGAAAUUUUCUACAUUCGAUGCGGAUAAUGACGCAAGCUCGAGAAAUUGCGCAGACACAUUGAAUGGAGCAUGGUGGUUCCGUGAUUGUGGAUAUAGCAAUCUCAAUGGACGAUACGGAACUGGAGAUGAUUACACGAAAACAUUUAAUUGGUUUCGUGAUUUACUCAAAAUUUCAAAAAUGAUGAUAAGACCAAAGACGGCUUAGUUAUUUAGUGAUGCAAUAUUUUCUAAAGCACAUGUAAAUCGUUAUCGGACAAUCCAAUUGAUAUAAAGAAUAAAAAAUUAUUAAACUACACAAAAUAAAUGUUUUUACUGCUGAAGAUUGUCGUUUGUUUGAAAACAGUUUAAUGCAGGCAUAAGCAACCUGGGGCCCGCGGGACGCAUGCGGCCCUCGAAGUGGUUUUAUGUGGCCCGCGAAUAGCCAAUAGCAAAUUUUAUAUCAAAUGUAAUUAAGAAUUAAAAGCGAAUUAAAUUAAAUUAAUACAACACUCAAAACUAAAAAAGAAAGAUUUUUAAUCCUAAUUCACUUUUCAAAAAUACAGCAAUGCAUCUAGUCCGAAAAAGUCCGGAUAAAAGCAGCUUUACUACAUUCAUUAUUAUAUCAAUGCAUCUUGCAAUGUGGCCCGCCAACCAGUUUUUGAUUUUUAAUGUGGCCCGAAGCUUUAAAAGGUUGCUCAUCCCUGGUUGAAUGGAUAUAGUUUGAAGGGAAGUUAUAAUGCGCAAUUACUUUUUUUGGUUUUGUCCACUGAAGAACGGCCUUGCAAUGUUGGAUUUGUUGGUUGUAUUUUUACUUAAAUAAAUCAACGUUGAUGUUGAGAUACGCGCUGGAUGUUGAAUGCCAUCCGGUCUUUCUACAGUCUGGUGAAACGUUUCUACACAAAGUACCUGUCGCGACGAUUAAAGCUGAGAUUAUAUAGAAACUAUAUACGAGGGCUGACAAUAAAGUAAGGUCUCCAAUUUUUUUUCAUAGAAAAUGACAUGUAUUUACAAAAAGCGAUACACCGUUGGAAAGGGCAAGGUCUUGGCUACUUUUCUACAUAAUCGCCAUUUUUUCCAACACCUUGCGCAUCCGCACGAUGAACUUGUCUAUGCCGGCAGAAUACCACUCUCCGUC
This is a messenger RNA of Anopheles funestus (African malaria mosquito), 1793 nucleotides long. RefSeq names its product ficolin-1-like. The transcript has 2 exons. The record is from RefSeq and is a predicted model, not a curated record. The coding region runs from base 15 to 884 and encodes 289 amino acids. NCBI's taxonomy places the organism in Eukaryota, Metazoa, Arthropoda, Insecta, Diptera, Culicidae.